AUGCGUCUCCCUGGCUUCGUUGUCGCAACAGCGGCCGCAGCAGCGACAGUGUUUGUUGCGCUUGUCGAAGCGCAAGACACAUCGAUCAUCCGCGGCGAUGGCCCUCCUGCUCCCAGUCUGACACGCACCGCAGCGCUCGGCAGCUGGACUCCCAAGGCAUCCUCGGACGGCCUGACGAAGCCGUCCUUGACCGGGAUGGGUCGCACCAUCUACAUCAACAGCGCCAGCGACUUUUGCUUGCUCAUGCCGCCCGACCCGACCACGCAGAACCUGGUCGAUGCCGAGGCCAUCGCCACAUCUUACUGCAUCAAUCCCAUCAACGGAACGCGACCCAUGCCCGAUGGAUUGAUCAAGACGGCGCACUUCCGUCGCACUCCCGAAUACGUCCAGAUCUCCGGUACGUACGAUCCUGCGGUGAUGAACCUCGGCAGCAACGAUUGCGGAGGCGAGUACGAUUCCGAAGGCGCCGAAGGCGUCGGCAACCCUGUCGGUGUGACGAUGCGCAACGGCAGCUACUUUUCGCAGUUCAUGGGUGCGUGCGAUAUCCCCGGCAGCCCCGUCUUCUGCCUUCGUAUGUGCCCCAGCUACGAGUACUGCCGCAACACGUUCGACCUGAUGGGCUGUUUGUGGACUCAGCCCGGAGACUACGACCAGCCGCAGGCGUUCACCAACUGUGACGCCAACGCGGACCUGCCCACCGGAGUGUACAACAGCAGCUACACCUUCAGCCAAGGUAUGAGCGUGACGCCCCCGCCCGUGACCGCUCCUGCAUCGUCCAAUUGCAAAACCGUCGCUUCUCCCACGGCAAGCGGAGUCACCUACUCCUGGAACCAGGUGGCUGCUGCUUCGCCGGCCGCUUCAUCGACGAGCAAGUCGAACGGCGGGUCGUCGGGCUCUACGAGCGGCAGCAGCAGCGGCGGAGGCAGCAAGAGCGGUGCUGCUUCCGCUUUGGGCCCGGUAAACGUGUACGCCCUCGGUGUCACCGUCCUGCUUGGUGUCGUCGCGGGCGGGGCUCUGCUGGUGUAG
This is a messenger RNA of Pseudozyma hubeiensis SY62, 1026 nucleotides long. Its product is annotated as macrophage activating glycoprotein. NCBI's taxonomy places the organism in Eukaryota, Fungi, Basidiomycota, Ustilaginomycetes, Ustilaginales, Ustilaginaceae. The transcript has a single exon. Bases 1 to 1026 code for a protein of 341 amino acids. The record is from RefSeq and is a predicted model, not a curated record.